AUGGAUCCAGUCACUGGCGUCGGUCUCGUUGCCUCCAUUGCACAGCUCAUUCAAUUCGGCAUUGCGACCGCAAAGGCCUGUCACGAAAUCUACGAGAAAGGCUCGACGAGCGAGAACAUCAAUAUUGAUGAGACGACCAUCCAUCUGAGCAACCUCUCGAGCUCUUUACAGCGCUCAAUAAAAGAGUUAGGAGCUGGGAAGACAGUGUCGUCACUCUCUGAGGAGGAGAAAGAACUCUUAAACCUCGGGCAGAAAUGCGAAGAGACUGCAAAAAAGCUACAUGACGAAGUAAAUAAGUUGAAGGCACGCCCGUCGGGCUCAAAACGGGAGGCUGCUGGCAUAUUCGCUCGCUCUAUAUGGAAGAAGGGUAGCAUUUCCAGAUUAAAAGAACGCCUGGAAAGUUACAGAAGGCUACUGGAAACCUCACUGCUUUUCAAGCUCAGUCAGCGCUUUGAUACUGCGACCUUGAAAUAUAGCGACCGCUUCGCAAACCUCGACAAAGGUCUACAAGGAAUCGUUAUGUGUCUUGCCAACUCGCAGAGCUCACUUACUACCCUUGUAGAGCGAAGUUCAGAGCAGACACAGGAGCAGAUUGUGAAAGAGCUUGCCCGCUCGAGACAAUCUCAACAAAAUGAACGCUUCUAUGAAGACAUCAAGAGCAGCUUAUUCUACCCCGCAAUUUUCUCGCGGCAAGAACAGGUGGCAUACGAAUUCGAUGGAAUUGAAGAUAGUUACGCAUGGAUCUUUCAUGACUCAAACGAUGCUGCAGAUCAAGCGCAACAAACGUCGGAGGAGAUCACAGGCAACCCACGCUGGGACAACUUUUCAGACUGGCUAAAGACUGGACACUCUGUUUAUUGGAUCAACGGCAAAGCUGGCUCGGGAAAGUCGACCUUGAUGAAUUACAUCCAUGAAAAUCAAGGCAAGGACAUUUUGCUCAAGCAGUGGAGUGGUGGAGAACGGCUACUGCUGACUGCAGCGUUCUUUUUCUGGAAUGCAGGUGGCAGCCUUGAAAAGACUGUGAACGGUCUCCUGCGAUCCUUGAUAUACCAGUUGCUUACCCAAUGCCGGCAGCUAGUUGCCUGCUUUGACGCGGAGCAGCCGCUACACACUUGGACGGAAAAACGCUUGAUCAGUACCCUUGUAGCAGUCUUGACACAGACCCAAACACCUAUCGCAGUCUGGAUUCUGAUUGAUGGACUCGACGAACUCGAAGGUGAUUAUAUGAAAAUUCUUGGCUUAAUCAGCAGCCUCUCCGCACGAAGUAACGUGAAAACUUGUCUGUCCAGUAGACCUUUAGCCGUCUAUGAAAAUGCCUUCGCCGGGAUGCCAAGCUUGAGACUGCAAGACUUAACACGCAACAGUAUCCGCGCAUACACUAGCUCACAGCUCACUUUGACUGAGCGGCUUUUCUCCCUCCUGGCACAAAAACCCUCUAGUGGGCAGCAUUUGAUAAAUGAAAUCGUCAGUCGAGCAGACGGGGUAUUUCUAUGGGUUGUCGUUGCAGUCCGGAGUAUCCGGGAAGGGCUUCAGCAUUUUGUUGACUUCGAUGAGCUUGAGAAGGAGAUAUACAGCCUUCCUAUCGGUGUUGAAAAUUUGUAUAUGCAAAUGCUUAUCCGAAUCAAGCCAAUGUAUCGGCGGGAUGCAGCCAGAUACCUGCAGAUUGCGUUGUACGAAUCAGAAAACAGGGAAGCGAAUGAUUGCGCCCUAGACCUCUGGAGGUUGCAUCUGAUUGACCAACAACAAGUCAACGGUGAUAUGCCCUUAAAUGUGAAGAAAUCAGAUGACAGCAGCUUAAUUGAAGCCUGCCGUCAAUUGACAACACGGGUGCUCUCGCAUACACUAGGGCUUCUAGAAGUGAUCACUGUGCAAGAUGCAGAAACGAGUCCUUUGUUAAAGACUCAUCACAAUCCCGUGCUUGGGAACCAAAUCAAAAUCCACCAUAGGACUGUGAAAGACUUCCUAGCAAACAAUCAAGCGGCAAAAGCCUUCUUACAAAGCGCAGGCCCAACGGAGAUUUGUGUGCGUCUUUCAAUUGCCAGAGGGACAUUGUCAUAUUUAAUUGAUCUUUCAAGAGGCGCAUUUGAGAUUCGCAAAUUCCAAUCUCACCUCGCUCACUAUAACUAUCUUGAGGGAGCUCUGGCUCAAAUCUCAUCUGUUGAAAAGAUAAAUGGUACUGCUCAGCUCAAGCUCAUGGAAUCACUUUCGACAUACUCAUGCAUACCAAAGAUCAUACUUCCAAAGGGCGAUCUGAAAGCAGAUCGUAGACUCGAUGCGGACGCGUACAUGAUCCACGGACCCGUUGAAGAUGCCUACGACAUUGUAGGCAUGGCAGCCGCUCAAAACAUGUCUUUAUUCAUAUGCGAAGUCCUUGAUCUGCCGGUCACUAGAUUACGCAGCCAACCAAAACCGCUCCCAGACUGUCGACAAUGCUGUUCUCAUUUGGGUGAAGAAGCUCCUGGCUUUGCGUUGGAUAUUACCUGGGUAAGUACUCCGCAAUAUGGGCAGGCUUUCUCCCGCUAUCGCCAUCAUUUGGAUCAACACUUUCGCCCUCAGGGGGCUCAACAGACGCCCACAGGCAGACCUUACGACCUUGUAUCGACUUACCUGCUUGCCUGUUGUAAGUCUAGCUUUACUCGUAAAAUUCAGGACAACUUCGCCUUAGUAAGAAUGCUUCUAAAUGAAGGUGCAAAUCCUAUGGCGCCUAUCCUGUCGGUCUCAUCAUAUGCCCCUAACCACUAUCACGGGUCCUUCUGGCACAUGUGGGUGGAGUGUUUACGAAAUCAGGUGCAGCAUUUCAAAAACGAUGCUGAUUUCACUGUCUUCGGUCCGAGUGUCGCACUUGAUGACGUUUUUGACGUUACAAAAGCUUUACUAGCUCAAGGCGCGCAAGUCAACGCACCGACUGAGAGAGAUCAAUUUUACAGAAGCCCUGACAUCGACGGCCAUUCUGGAUUCUAUUACGAGAUCAAAUGCGAAAUCUCCAUUUCGGCCAUGUGGCUGCUUCAAGAGUGCUUCAGCGAUAAAGUCGAGUUCCAUGAUUUUGCAGCGAAUGUUGAACUGGUGUACAAGAGACCGUGGAGAAAGCUCACGUAUUUUCAAUACGCCCGAGCAACCAAUGAGAAUUCACUCAUACAUAUUCAUUCUAAGGAGCGUUAUUAUACAAACGAAGAAGAAAGUGAGUUCCUUUUGCAAUUCUUAGAUGCCGCUUAUCGUUCGCCAAAUGAUCAAGAAGCGGAAUCGGCGGCCGUGGCGGCUUGCAGGCAAAUUUGGUUGGCCUCUAGGCCAGAAGUUGAUGUUGACAAUUAA
Molecule: messenger RNA, 3309 nt
Organism: Bacidia gigantensis
Lineage: Eukaryota; Fungi; Ascomycota; Lecanoromycetes; Lecanorales; Ramalinaceae
Exons: 3
Coding region: 1-3309 (1102 amino acids)
Source: RefSeq, a predicted model, not a curated record